ACAUAGUAUUUGAUUCUCCGUAGCCUCAAAUGGUGAAGAAAGUCGCUCCAGCUGUUGCCCAGGAAACCAUGAAGGCGGAGCCUGAGAGUAAGGCCAAAGCAAAGGAGUUUUGCAAAGUAAUUUUCCCGUACGAAGGUCAGAACGAAGAUGAGCUGUCAAUCAAAGAGGGAGACAUCGUUACGAUUAUCAAUAAGGAGUGUGCAGACGCUGGUUGGUGGCUUGGAGAGCUAAACGGCAAACAGGGAGUGUUUCCAGACAACUUUGUGAAGUUAUUCAUUCCUGAGGUAGAAAAAGAGAGACCUAAGAAACCUCCUCCACCUGCAGCACCAACAACUAAACAGAUCACAGACAAAAAGACAGAGGCUAAAAAGGUUCCACCAGAGCGGCCUGAAUCUCUCCCACACAGAGCUGAGGAAAAAGGUGAGGAGUCGAAGCUGGGUGAGAUUGCAAAGCCGUCCCUCCCAGUUGUCCUCCCAAAGAAGCCUCUCCCCCCGAAGAACAACAACUCAUUGAAUCGACCGUCAUCCCUGCCACCCAAACGCCCAGACAGACCCGAGAGACCAGCAGUGCCCAAUAUGCCGUGUGACAGUCCGAAGUCUGACGGCAGUGGUGUGGCAGCUGACCGAGGCUCUGCAGACAAAUCCGUAGAUAUCGAUGUAGAAGACUUCGACACCAUCGUCUCAUCCACAGAGAAGCUGAACCACCCGACCGCAUCACGGCCCCGUGUAAUGGACCGACGGCCAAGAUCGCAGAUCUUCACGUCUUCCUCUCCCUCUAGUCCUGACCUCCUGGACUCCCCAUCUCCAGAGGAGGAGAGGAGAGACAAGGAGAUGGGAAAGGAGGAGCAGGACUCAUUCACUCCCAAAACUCUUGACAACUCCAAGAAGAUGCCCAAGGCAGUGCCAGUCAUAACAGUUCCUGAAAAAUCAUCUUUGCCCCCUAAGCCCAGUGUCCCUCCAUCAUCUUCUGGGUCCGGAGGGGCUUCUCUCCACCAGGGCAGCGCUGGUCUGCGGCCCCAUUCCCCUUCUGUUGACGUCCGAGUGAAGAACGAACAGGGUGCCACAACGCUGGAGGAGCUCAGAGCACAAUUACGAGACCUGAAAGGAACUGUGGAGCUCAUGAAGAGCCAGCACAAACAAGAAAUCAAACAGCUGGUGAGUGAACUGGAUGAGGAGAAGAGGAUUCGCAUAUCACUGCAGAUGGAAGUGGAGCAGAUUAAGAAAUCCCUGUCCAAAUGAACUCAAGCAAGAUGAAGGGUCAGGCUGAGGUUCCACACCACAGUCCAAUUAGAUUGUGCCAAAAAAAGAACAACAAUGUAUCAGAACAAUUGCAUAAAGAAAACAACUGUUUACCCCCCCAUUCACUUGUACUCUUUCUGCUUUCGUUUUUUAAGAAGCUUUUUUUGCGUGUUAUGCUCAGACUGGCCGCUGACUCACAGACCCGUUGCCCAGGUGUGGCCUUACUGUGGGUCAUGUGAUUAAAGGUUGGUGAUGACCCACACCUGGAGACAGGUGAUCGCGGUCGACAUGGGGAUUAGCUGGUCUCCUGCACAACUGUGACACAGUUACCCCAUCAUCAACCUCUCUGGUACUGCAUCUGAACGCUAGUCAGAGAACACAACAAAUGAAGGAGAAACCAGUGCGUUUUACUUAAAUACUGUUCACUUUAAGUUCUUUUCUUUUGACUUGGAGGCCUUCAGUUAUUUUCUUUAUAUGCAAAGGUGCAUUUAAUUUCACACCCCUUGCGAUUUCCACAGCAACCCCACAUUGAGGCCUUGUUUAUUUGGAGCUUUCCAAACUCUUCUGUCUUUCCUAUUUCUUUUACAUUGGUGAUGACAAUGAGAAAACUCACGUUUUGUUUUCUUGACUCGGUUAUUUCUUUGAAAUCUUCUAUAUAUUCUUUUAUUUUAUAAUGUACUAAAUGCAAUUAUGUGUGCAGAUUUUAU
Messenger RNA from Sinocyclocheilus anshuiensis, 1945 nucleotides. RefSeq names its product SH3 domain-containing kinase-binding protein 1-like. The coding region runs from base 30 to 1238 and encodes 402 amino acids. The transcript is spliced from 12 exons. Lineage: Eukaryota; Metazoa; Chordata; Actinopteri; Cypriniformes; Cyprinidae. The record is from RefSeq and is a predicted model, not a curated record. Gene Ontology annotation, molecular function: protein binding.